AUGACUAGGAAGGUCCGCUUCUCAGACAGGCCCAUGGUACACCACCUCCCAGCGGUACCCCCUCUCUCGCAUUCACCACCCUCCCCUGCCUCCUCCGGGAGCCUGCCUACACCCCCGAACCUUCCAUACACCCUCCCUGGGUCCACGCCGUACCCUUUCGUGCUCCCUCCUAAGCCCGCUAAGCCGCUCCGUCGCCGGUUUCAGCUCCAUGUUGCCCUCGCGGGCCCUCAGCCUAGCAUUCGUUACGAUUGCAGCUAUCCGCCGCCGCACCUAUCCAUCUUGAAUCGUCAUGUCCCACCGCAUUAUGUCUCUGAGCCUGCGACGUACCCACCCACAACGUCCAUGACGAUCUCAUCGCCAUACUUACCUUGGACUUUGCGCGUUACACCUCGCCACGGUGUGAUCAGCGUCUCAGAUGUCCUGCAUGGCAUCUAUGUGGGUCUUCGCACGGCUAUCUACCCUCAAGACUUCAACAGGAUGAGUCGUGGCAAUCAGAAGAGGGUGAGGAAGGCGUACGAGAACAGAUACCGCCGUAUGAGGAGCUCGGGCGAUGCUGCAUUAGAGAAAGCUCAGGGAGUCAAGAGAGUGGACUUCCUGAUGGGACACACUGUAUUCAUGGGACUGGUCCCGACCAGCGAUCCUAUUCACUGGGUUAUGAUCACGUCAAAAUGA
Molecule: messenger RNA, 672 nt
Organism: Pleurotus ostreatus (oyster mushroom)
Lineage: Eukaryota; Fungi; Basidiomycota; Agaricomycetes; Agaricales; Pleurotaceae
Exons: 1
Coding region: 1-672 (223 amino acids)
Source: RefSeq, a predicted model, not a curated record